CUGUUCUUUGGUAAACCAACUUGGUGGUUUGGAAUUGGUUGGUAAUUCUGUUUGGCGUUUUGGAGCUGCCUGUUUUAGCCUAAGAAACCUACUAUUAACACAGCUUUCGCUUCUAUUAAAUCAAACAGUUUCGGAGCUAUUCUUCGGUAAAUCACUUCGGCAAUUUGGAGCUGUUCUUUGCUAUUCUUUGGUAAACCAACUUGGUGGUUUGGAAUUGGUUGGUAAUUCUGUUUUGCGUUUUGGAGCUGCCUGCUAUUCUUCGGUAAUUCACUUCAGAGUUUUGGACUUCGGCAGUUUGGAGCUGUUCUUUGGUAAAUCACUUCGGCGUUUUGGGUUGUUCUUUGAUAAACCAACUUGGUGGUUUGGUAAUUCUGUUUGGCGUUUUGGAGCUCCUAAGAAACCUACCACUAACACAGCUUUUGCUUCUAUUAAAUCAAACAGUUUCUUCGACGUUUUGGAGCUGUUCUUCGGUAAUUCACUUCAGAGUUUUGGACUUCGGCAGUUUGGAGCU
Molecule: messenger RNA, 511 nt
Organism: Dentiscutata heterogama
Lineage: Eukaryota; Fungi; Glomeromycota; Glomeromycetes; Diversisporales; Gigasporaceae
Source: the annotation of a GenBank genome assembly